UCAAGAAGACACGCCCACCCCGGGGUUUUCCUUCUCGUACACUUCCGCAAAGUUUCCAUCUCUUCACCUCCUGCCUCCUCUUCCUCCUCUUCCUCCUCCUCAGCGAGUCCAGACGCUCCGACGCUUUCCGCAGAAACAUGAGUGAAAUUAAGCCUCCGAGUCCAACUGGGGACGAGGACAGCGGCGAGGAGAAGGACUGGGCCGCGGCCAAAGCUUUCUUUGACAACCUCAAAACCAACAAACCGAGACCUCCCAAACCGCAGUACGCCGUCACCAUCGCCGUCUCCUCCCGCACCCUCUUCAACAUGGUGGUCGAGAGGCAGAUCUACGAGGACGAGGGGGUCGAGAAGUACGUGGCCUACCAGGUGGAGCACGAGAGCGAGCCCCUGAAACCAGGCGCCGCUUUCCCCUUCGUCAAGGCGCUGAUGAACGUCAACGCUCGGCUGAGGGAGCUCUACCCCGACAGCGAGGAGCUGUUUGACAUCGUCUUAAUGACCAACAACCACGCACAAGUCGGGGUGCGCCUCAUAAACAGCAUUAAUCACUACGAUUUGACCAUCGAGAGGUUCUGUAUGACGGGAGGCAAAAGCCCAAUGGGUUACCUCAAGGCCUACUUGACCAACCUGUACCUCUCCAAGGACUCAGAGAAAGUGACAGAGGCCAUAGAGCAUGGAAUCGCUGCAGCCACAAUGUUUAUGCCGGACACCCAGACUCAGCUGAGCGACACUCAGCUCAGGGUGGCGUUCGACGGAGACGCCGUCCUCUUCUCUGACGAGUCUGAGAUCAUUGUGAAGAAACACGGCCUGGACUCUUUCUUUGAGCACGAGAAGGAAUUUGAGAACAAACCUCUUGCUCAGGGUCCUUUAAAGUGCUUCCUGGAGGCUCUGGGGAAGCUCCAGAGAAAGUUCUACGCCAAGAACGAGCGCUUGAACUGUCCCAUCCGAACCUACCUGGUCACGGCCCGCAGCGCCGCCAGCUCGGGGGCUCGCGUCCUGAAGACCCUGCGCAGCUGGGGCCUGGAGAUCGACGAGGCCCUCUUCCUGGCAGGCGCUCCUAAAGGGCCCCUGCUGGGGAAAAUCAGGCCGCACAUCUACUUUGACGACCAGAUGUUCCACAUCGAGGGCGCCAGGGAUACGGGAACCAUAUCUGCACACGUGCCCUACGGGAUCGGACAGAAGUACCACAAGGGUACACUCAUCGAGCAGCCCGCUAAAAAGGAGUAAGCACAGGGGAGUACAAAUAUUAAACAUACACUAUGUUUCAUCUGCAGUAAAAGAGAUUUGUACUCUGGAAGAUGAUCUAUUACACAUUUUUAGAAGACUGAGGCAAUGAAUCGUUAAUGCAGUCAAGGUUUACUUAUUGGGGGGGUUAUAAAGGUUUUUUUUUUUAUCAGUGGGGGGUUAUUUUCAAAUCAAGAGUUACACCAUUAUGCCUUACACUACUUCACCAACUGCUGUUUUAGAAGAGAAACAACAGGUUCCUCACCUGUUGUGACCACAUGUCUGUUCCUGUUUACCUUUUGAAAGGUGUGCCGUUAUACCAAUGUGUAGUUUAUUUUAUAUAUCUUGCUUUUGGCUUUUGGUUCUUGUCAUGUAAUACAUAACCACGUUGGGAUAAUGCUGUAUAUCUGUUUCUUCUACAUUGGGUCUAUUAUAGUAACAUCACCAGCCAGGUUGUGGGUAAAUUUCCAACUGCAGCCAACAUUUUUUGUGUUGUCUCACAUUUAAUGGGUCUCGGGAACGUCAGGUUUUUAUUUUUAUUUUAAAGGGACGUUUAUCAAGCUAGCAUCUAAAAGGCUUAAAAACUGUUGCUGUCUGUUUUAGUAACUGUCUUUGCUGUUGAUGCGCAAACUUUCACAGUCAUGUCCUGUGAGUUGUUUACACUUAAAGCUGUUUGUACGUCGGGCACUGUAACCACACAUUGCUUUCAUGCUUUUAUAUGGGAGCGACGACACAAUGUAUGUAAGCUGGAGGCGUUUUGUGUAUUUUAUAUUGCAAAAGCUCUAAAAAUGUAUAAAUAUCUGAAUAUCAUCCAGGAGUUACACAGUUACACUUGAUUGUAAAUAUAUCAACACUGAUAAUAUUUCUCUCUAUUUUGCAUGUAUUGCUAUUAUGUUGCAGUAACACAGUAAUAUUUUUACAACAUUUGACUUUUUCUAUGCUCUGAUGUGUGUGUUUUGAAAAAAAAAUUAUGUGGUAGAUAAAUAAAGAAAUGUGGACGACA
Molecule: messenger RNA, 2223 nt
Organism: Hippoglossus stenolepis (Pacific halibut)
Lineage: Eukaryota; Metazoa; Chordata; Actinopteri; Pleuronectiformes; Pleuronectidae
Product: cytosolic 5'-nucleotidase 1A
Exons: 6
Coding region: 138-1223 (361 amino acids)
Biological process (GO): nucleotide metabolic process; adenosine metabolic process
Cellular component (GO): cytosol; cytoplasm
Molecular function (GO): 5'-nucleotidase activity; nucleotide binding; magnesium ion binding
Source: RefSeq, a predicted model, not a curated record